AAAUUAGUCACAAGUCGGUAGCGAUGUGAGGCGGACGCCCGAUCGUUCGCUUUGAAAGCUUCGCGCUCUUUCGCGCAAGGGGCGUUCCGUCCCACGAAUUUAGGGCAACCUACACUUCCUUCCCGUUCUCUCUUAGCAGUGUGUGUGCAUAGUCGUCUCUUUCGCACAAUUUCUCUUUGCCCCUGAUAGUGUCAUUGAUGUAAUCUGUUCAAUGUUUACGUUGUGGUUGCUAUCAGGUGAUGAAAGUACUUAUCAGCAGAAGUGAUUAUCGAGUGCCUCUGGCUGGCUGGAGUUACUGCGGACAUUUACGUGGUAAUGGGCAGACCGGCAGCGGCCAGGUGACUGCUGUACCAUGCCGGUGCUGCGCAACGCCGACCACCCCGCCGCCAGGGUCACCGACUCGCUCUACACCAGAUAUGUGGUGGCUGUGCUGGGCGCCUGGGCCGCUGAGGCAGCGACAUACCCGUUUGACUUGACAAAGACCAGACUACAGAUCCAAUCCGAGGUAGCGGCCACCAAAGUAGGAUAUAAGAUAGAAAACCAUGGGAUGAUCAAGACAGUAAUGGCCAUAGCCAAGCAGGAGGGCAUCACCAAGCUGUGGUCGGGGCUGAUGCCGAUGUACCAGCGGCACGCCAUCUACUCCGGGAGCCGGCUGCUCUUCUACGAGGAGUUCAGGAGCCGGGUCAGCACCGACGGGACCGGACAGAUCUCGCUCGGCUACGCGUCUUUGGGCGGUCUGUUAGCUGGCUCGCUGGCGCAGCUGAUCGCGUCGCCCACGGACCUGGUGAAGGUGCAGAUGCAGGCGGAGGGGCGCCGCCGGCUGCAGGGCAAGGCGCCGCGCUUCGCCAACUGCCGGCAGGCCUACGCCAUGUUGUAUGCUGAGAGCGGGAUUUGGGGCUUUUGGAGAGGAGCGGUACCGAACGUGCAGCGCGCCGCCCUGGUCAACAUGGGUGACCUGGCCGCCUACGACUUCACCAAGCACUACCUGAUUCGAGAGUACCAUCUGGAGGACAACGCGAUUGUGCACUUCGCGGCCGCCUUCAACGCGGGCUUCGUGGCCGCCGUGGUGGGCACCCCCGCUGACGUCAUGAAGACCAGGCUCAUGAACCAGCCCGUCGGGCCGGAUGGAAGGGGCACACUAUACCGAGGGAUGAUCGAUUGCCUGCAGCAGACCGUGAAGAAUGAGGGCAUCCUGUCUCUGUACAAGGGGUUCCUACCGCUGUGGAUGCGGCUGGGGCCCUGGGCGCUCAUCAACUGGAUCGCAUUCGAGAACAUCAUGCUCGCUAUAGGAGGGAAAACCUUCUAGAACUAGUUAUUACUAAGGGCCAGUGUUUUGUACCCUAGUUAACUUAACCAUUGGUCAAAGUCUAUUUCAAGCAUGACAGCUGCAUAUAAAUUUUAUUGGUGUAGUAAUGGUUGUGACUUUGUACCAAUGGUUUACUACGGAUCAAGAAACUGGUCCUUACUGUGCAGGAUAUUGAGGCAGUUUAAAUCUCUCUCUAUACUAGGUUGACGUCCAAAGGGGGGGUGUGUGUUGUCGUAGCAAUAAGCAGUUAUAAUCACAAUCGACACCAAUUUAACUUAAUAUAUUAUGUUUUUACUGAUUUAUAUCAGCAACACUGCAAUAUAUUAAUUAUAGGGUAUUAUAGAUAAUACCUGUUUUAGUUUUAGUACAAAAUAAUGUAGUUAAGUAGAUUGCUUAUUGUUAUACUGGUUGAAAGAUUGAAGGAUGGGUGAUGUUAAGCCUUUUAUAAUGUGGUUGAGUCAGUUGAAAUGAUUAUCCCAAAGAUUCUAUAAAUAAUAGAAAUAAGUAUAUUUUACUUCAUUUUACAGAGUGUUAGGUUUUUAAUUUUGUUUGAAUACAUAGUUAGUAUUUGGCAAAGUUACUUCAUGUUUA
This is a messenger RNA of Plutella xylostella (diamondback moth), 1897 nucleotides long. It is a transcript of the gene Ucp4A, whose product is annotated as Uncoupling protein 4A. The record is from RefSeq and is a predicted model, not a curated record. Lineage: Eukaryota; Metazoa; Arthropoda; Insecta; Lepidoptera; Plutellidae.